Messenger RNA from Tigriopus californicus, 2601 nucleotides. RefSeq lists its product as uncharacterized. NCBI's taxonomy places the organism in Eukaryota, Metazoa, Arthropoda, Copepoda, Harpacticoida, Harpacticidae. The record is from RefSeq and is a predicted model, not a curated record. Bases 435 to 2453 code for a protein of 672 amino acids. The transcript has 4 exons.
AAGCGAGAAGAGGAGGACGAGGAGGAGGAGGAAAUGCCGCAGAUUGGGAUUGAUUCAGUUCAAAGAGGGAAGUCGAAGUGGUAAGAAAGUGAGAGUUCGAUCAAGCGCCGUAUGAUGGACGACGGGCUCGAAGACAAAUAAUAUUUGUCCGCCUAAAUCAUCACCAUUCUCCAACUGAAAACGCUGAACAAAUCUGCAUUGACGAGGAAAGAAAUGAUUCCGGUGCUCACCGCUUUCAACCUGUGGUCUCAACCUUGAAUAGAAGCGUAGUUGAAGUUGGAAGAUCAUGUUUGCCAGCAUCUGCUACUGAUACCGAAAGUGUCCAAAUUUUCAAUGGGCUGCUCAGACUUUGUAUCGCAUUCUCCCAUUCGAAAGAAAUCUCACGCGAUUGCUACAUGGAGUGCAGCCGAUGAAUUGAUGCGAUCUCCGUGAAAAUGAACAACUGGGUCCUCUACAGUCUCGUCAUCAUACUCGCACUGAGUCAUUGGUGUCUGGUUGAGCCGGUAGCUCGAGUCAGAUGGCACAACUUGCGGAUAGCUAGGCCUCAAAGUUUCGUUCGAUCUCGCAAUGUGUUUCCUAAUUCUCGUCGGUUCAACCCUAUUCGAUCACAAAGGCCGGGUAGACACAGAAUUGGAAGACCAAGGGCUAGAUUACAUCCAAUUAUGAGACGAAGGUCAGUUCGACCCCGGAGACGUCCAUGGCGGAGGCCUCAAACUGUUGGAACAACCCGAAGAAUUAUGACGCGAAUGCGGCCCAAACCUAGAAAAUUGUUUGGUCAAUCGUUUCCUUCAACCAAUGGCCUUUUAAAAGAGAUCCACCAGCAUGAGAUCCCCCAACUAGGACCACCUAUCAGGUCUUCACCUAUUCGCAGACCCUUUGUGGAAGAGCCCAAAAGAGAUCAAAAUAUUGAGUAUGAUCAUUACAACUAUGACAUUGAUCUAAACAAGAACUACAAUCAAGAUUACAGUUUUGAAGAGGAAAAGGAAUUCGAUGACUUUGACUCGUUUUUCGAUGAUCUGCUAGGUGUGAAAGAUAAAGGCCAAGGCUCUAGGGGAAAGCACGAGCAAUCGAAAGUACCUGAACGCCAAAAAUCGCCAUUCACAAUUUUAGAGACGGAUUUUGAUGACUAUAACGCCGCCGAAAACGAGUUCCACGAGUACGACGAUUUUGAUUAUUUUGACGGGUUAUUGUUUGAUGACGAGAAAACAAAAAAGAACAAGAAAAAUCAAAAGCCGGCCACGGAUUUUGGUUUAGAGGAGUAUGACGAGUAUGGAGACGAUGAGUACGACGAAUACGACGAGCCAAAUCAUUUACCAACUUUUGAUUUCGAACCUGAGUUUUCACACAGGCCUGUCAAUUACAUCAAGCCAGCUUUUUUUGAGCCGCCUUCAUCAACGCGGAUCCACCACAAAGUACCUCAUCGGCGGCCUCAUGACGUUAAUCAACAUGCACAUGACUUUGGUCACAACCCACACGUCCAGAAGCCAUAUCCCGACAUCUUUAAGUUUAACCAUCAUCCAGAUCACUUUCAGUUGACUCGUCGCCCUCAAAAGCCAAAUUCACACCAAUUUGAAUCUAAUCAUCUGCCUCCCCACGAUUUUCAUCCCAACCACCGACCUUCCCAGCCCAACCAUUUUGAGGGUAACUCUCAGCAAUUUGGAUCCACGCCCCACAAACCCAAAAGGCCAGGUUCUAACUCUUUAGUUCCGAGCCAUCAAAAUGAAUUCGAUAUCCCUGAGCCUGAAAAUCACAUGAAGCUUCCCCAAGGAUUUAAUCCCAAUCAUUUUAAUCCACCUCUAAAAGGCUAUCGACCACCGCUUGUAAAUAUCCAGGUAAAUCAUGAGGCCUUGCCAGAACAACAAUUUGAUCCUCCCAGUGACGAGUACUCGAAUCAAGAUGACUACCAAAAUCCACAAGACCAGUCUGACAACUACGGUCAAAAACUUACUGAUCAUGUUGCCUCACUGAAACCAACUCAUGAAGUUCAAAACCACAUCGUUGAACACAAUGAAAAACCGCAGUUAGAAACUCAGUCCCCACCCAAUAUCCAUCCACAGCUUCCACAGCUACCCCAAUUUCCCGAAGGAUCGCCAUUUGGAUUCACGCCCACACCAAUCAUCCUCGAAGGCCGACCUCCACCUGAGGAAGUCCAAUUGAAUGAAGUUCUAAACAGUGGAUUUGAUUUCAAAGGAGCUGUGUCACCAGCCAGUUCCGGUGAAGGGUGUCACACAGACAAAGGCGCUUUUCAUUUCCCGGGGCGAAAAUGGGCGCUAGAAGGCGAGUGUGGCCAAGGUGUUUGCUCUCGAUCUCUUUCUGGAGGAUGGGAAGUUUGGGAGCAAAGAUGUGAGGGCUCAAUCCAGAACCCACAAUACGCUUGUGUCGUGGAGACAAAAUCUCAUCUUCCAUUUCCCAAAUGUUGUCCUCAGCCAACGGAAUGUCGUGAUAAAGUUUGAAGCCGCGGUUAAAUCGCUGUAACAUCAGUGUCAUCCUCAUCCUCAAGCUCAUGAUCUGUGAUAAGACUUGUCGUAACCUUUUUCGCUAGUAAACGUGUUUUAGUGCAAUCAGUGAGCAUUCACAAAUAAAUUCAUGUGCAAUAUCAUA